UGGAAUGAUCAAUUGUUUUUCAGAUGAUGCUAUAUUUGAAGAAGAAGAUAUUUAUAACCAAGCCCUUCCACCACCAGCAAAUACAAGUUCUGGUUUAACAAUGCCUGGAACAAAAUGGUGUGGUCCUGGUAAUACAGCAAAAAAUUAUGAUGAUUUAGGAAGUCAAAAAGAAGUUGAUAAAUGUUGUCGUGAUCAUGAUCAUUGCCCAGAUAUAAUUGAACAUCAUAAAACUUUACAUGGCUUAUAUAAUGGUGAUUUAUUCCCAAGGUUAUCUUGUAAUUGUGAGCAAAAAUUUUUAAAUUGUUUACAAACUAUUGAUAGCACAGUUUCAACAUAUCUUGGUAGACUAUAUUUUGGUUUACGUUCAAAUUGCUUUACAGAAGAUUAUCCAAUUAUACAAUGUUCAAAAUAUGUUACAAUUACAGAAAUUGGUGAUACAACGUUACCAGAACAACGUUGUGUUCGUUAUAAAUUAGAUAAAAAAAAAUCUAAAGUAUGGCAAUACUUUGAUAAUCCAUUCUUUACAAGAAAAACAUAA
This is a messenger RNA of Condylostylus longicornis, 538 nucleotides long. RefSeq names its product phospholipase A2 (gene sPLA2). The transcript has 2 exons. The record is from RefSeq and is a predicted model, not a curated record. NCBI's taxonomy places the organism in Eukaryota, Metazoa, Arthropoda, Insecta, Diptera, Dolichopodidae. The coding region runs from base 5 to 538 and encodes 177 amino acids. Gene Ontology annotation, biological process: phospholipid metabolic process; arachidonate secretion.